Molecule: messenger RNA, 1328 nt
Organism: Aedes aegypti (yellow fever mosquito)
Lineage: Eukaryota; Metazoa; Arthropoda; Insecta; Diptera; Culicidae
Gene: Gr60
Exons: 7
Coding region: 34-1242 (402 amino acids)
Biological process (GO): sensory perception of taste
Cellular component (GO): membrane; axon; neuronal cell body
Source: RefSeq, a predicted model, not a curated record
CGUGACGAAACAGUUCUGAGCAGGAUUUCCGCAAUGUUCUGGACCGGUGCAACGGACAGUGUUUGGUAUUCGAUUGCACCUUGUGAGCUGGUCACAAAGUGCCUGGGACUGACUCCUAUCUUCACCGGAAUGGAGCUUAAGUGUUGGCAAGGCUGCGUGAACCAAACCCACCUGUUUCUAACGUUCGCCUUCAUGCUUCGGACCUAUUGGAAUUGUUUGUCGAAAGAUUUGGUCUACGAGACUGGGUCACAAAUAUUCAACGAAAGUGGAAACAUCAUUGUGAUUAUGUUCUAUCUGCUUCCGGUGGGCUGUGUUGCGUUCAGUCGAUGUGUUGCCGGUGAAAUCUAUCGAAUUGUAGCAACGAUUGAUUCGGUGGAUUGCGGGAUGAGGGAACUGGGAGUCCAGAUAGAUCAUGGUCAACAACGACGUAUGGUUUUAAAAAUAUUGUCGCUGACAAUUUCCGGAAUUAUGGUAUCAAUCAUGUGGUUUCCUGUGAAUCACUGGGACGUGGAAUUGGAGUACGGGUUGGAGUCAGUAAUAUUCACCGUGCAUUUCUCCGUUAUCUUCGUAUAUGUAGCAACGUUGUCGCUCCUGUUGGCGAAGCGCAAUAUCACUUUAAAUGAAACAUUUAGAAUGUAUUUUCCGGUAAACUCCACGCCGAACGGAUUUUCGACAUCGCCCGGUUACCUGGAAAUGGUUGUGUGCAACGAAAAGGAGCAACUGGUGGCUCUGAGGCAGAUCAAAGUCCUGCAUGACAAGCUGAACGAUGUGGUGGAAUUGGUUAAUUAUUGCUUCGCCGUUCAGAUAACCUUCUGCGUGGGUUUGUGCUUCGUGAUUGGCGUUGUCUGUUCGUUUGGUCUGUUCAAGACAUUGCUGUAUUGGGACGAGCUGUACUACAUGGGCCUACUGAACUUCGUUUGGUACUUGUACUAUUUGUUCUUUGUGCUUUUCUUUAUUGCAAUUGGAAGCAAAGUUACACGUGAGGGCAAACAAAUGGGCAUUUUGGUUCAUAAAGCUAUCAACUGUUCCACGUCAAGCGUGGUAAUCAACGAGUUGAAUAUCUUUUCCCAGCAGUUGCUUCACCGAAGCCCAGUCAUCACAUGUGGUUUAUUUGUGUACGAUUGGACGUUGCUCUACACAAUGAUUGGUGCAACAGCUACAUAUCUUAUUAUUCUAAUUCAAUUUGAUGUAUCGUUCCCGAGUCCGACCAGCCUUAACGAUACCGUACCGUACAAAGGAUAAGAAGUUCAAUAAUUUCUAUGGUAAAAUAAUUUGAAUGCAUUUCAAUUGAUUGUUUUUUCUCAAACACGUGCAAUAAAUGUGAACAA